AUGGCAGAUUUUCAGGUAACACGAUCUGCCCUGUGUUCCAGUCUCUUCUCCAGGAGAAGGAAGAAGCGAUGUAUAAUAACUGAGAACUAUCAGCAUGUUCUGGCUAUGGACUUUGCUGUAAAAGAGAUCAACCAAAGUCCCAAUUUGUUACCCAAUGUUACAAUGGGAUUCAAUAUUUAUGAUGGUGGUUGGAAUGCAAGGUGGACCAAUUAUGCCAUAAUGGAGUUCAUUUUGUCAUGGGAUAAAAUUGUUCCCAACUAUAAAUGUGGCAUCCAGGACACUCUGCUAGCUGUGAUUGAAAAUCCGAUAUUUUAUUUGUUAAAUGAAGUACAAAAUGUAUUUGGUAUCUUCAAGAUCCCACAGGUUAUGUAUUCCACGGCGUCAGUUGAAAUAAAAGAUACCAAUCCUUUCUCUGUUUAUCAGAGGGAUCCAAACAGAAAUUAUCAACACAGAGGGAUUAUCCAGUUACUUCAGCAUUUCAAAUGGAAAUGGAUUGGAUUCUUUGCUGCAAGUGAUGAGAUAUUAGAAUGGCUCAGAAAGAAAAUGCUUGCAGAAUUUUCUAUCAAUAGCAUCUGUUUUGCUGUCUUGUUAUCAUUCGGCAGUGUCCCUUAUGAUGCUCACAAAGGAGGCUACAUGAAAAACAUUGCAGAAAUUUCUGAGAAAAUAAUGAACACUAAAGCCAAUGUUUUGGUCUUUUAUGGAGGGACGUUCCCCAUAAUACCAUUCAGAUGGUGGCUUAAUGACAAACUGAAUCGAGCAGUGCCAAAGUCAAAAGGCAAAGUUUGGAUUUUGACAGCUGGAAUGGAGUUAAAAAAUAUUAUCUACAAGAAGAGCUGGGAUACACAAGACUUCCAUGGUGCUAUGUCUUUUGCAGUACACUUCAAUGAUCUUACAGGAUUUCACCAAUUUCUACAGAAAAGAAAUCCUCCUAGUACAUAUGGAGAUGGCUUCAUUAAGGAGUUUUGGACUCAGGCUUUUGGCUGCAUUUUCCAGAAUUAUCCUGGAGGCGAUGUGAGUGGAGAUAUCUGCACCGGAGAAGAGAAUCUGGAGAACCUUCCUGAACAUAUUUUCCCAAUGAGCAUAACAGGCCAGAGCUACAGCAUAUACAAUGCUGUUUAUGCUUUAGCUCAUGCUUUACAUGCCAUGUUUUCCUCCAGAUACAGGAACAAAGCAAAGGUGAAGGCUGACAGAAAGGAGCCUCAGAAUCAAGUGGUUUGGGAACUACAUCUCUUUUUGGAAUCUGUGUCAUUCAACAACAGUGCUGGAGAAAAGGUUUGUUUUAAUCAGAAUGCUGAACUUAUUGGUGGAUUUGAUAUCAUAAAUUGGGUCACCUUUCCAAAUAACUCUUUCGUUGGAGUAAAAGUUGGAAAGAUAGAUCCAUGGGCACCACCAGAGGAAGAAUUCAGCAUUAAUGAGGAUGACAUUGUGUGGCAUAGCUGGUUUAAUCAGGUGCAGCCCCACUCUGUGUGUAAUGCCAAUUGUCAACCUGGUUACAGGAUGGAAAAGAAAGAAGGAGAACCACCCUGUUGCUAUGACUGCAUUCCAUGUCCAAAAGGGUUCAUAUCUGACAAAGAAGAUUUGGUUGAUUGUUUCAAAUGCCCAGAUGAUCAAUAUGCCGACAUGGACCAAAUAUCAUGUAUUCCUAAGACUAUAACCUUCUUAUCUUAUCAAGGCUCUCUGGGCAUCAGUUUAGCCAUUUGUGCCCUUUCAUUUUCUUUCACUGUGGUUUUGAUGAUAAUAUUGUUUGUGAAGCAUCAUAAUACCCCCAUUGUGAAAGCCAACAAUCGCAAGCUUACCUACACUCUGCUUAUCUUGCUCCUCCUCUGCUUCCUCUGUGCAUUGCUCUUCAUCGGCCAACCCAAUGAGAUAACAUGCCUUCUUCGUCGAACUGCUUUCAGCAUUAUCUUCACAAUGGCUCUUUCUACCAUAAUGGCAAAAACUCUCACAGUGGUCCUAGCUUUCAUGGCCAUACAGCCAAGAUCCAAGAUCAAGAAAUGGAUUGGGAAAAAAUUGACCAACUCCAUUGUUCUUUCUUGCACCAUGAUCCAAGCAGGCAUAUGUUUUUUGUGGGUGACAACCUCUCCCGCAUUCCCAGAGACUGAUAUGCAUUCUUUGACAAAAGAAAUUGUGCUGCAGUGUCAUGAGUCAUCACCCACAAUAUUUUUUGUUGUGUUGGGCUACAUGGGGUUUAUGGCCUUUGCCACUUUCAGUCUGGCUUUUUUAGCUCGGAGGCUUCCGGACACUUUUAAUGAAGCCAAAUGUAUUACUUUCAGCAUGUUGUUGUUUUGCAGUGUUUGGAUGUCAUUUGUUCCAAGCUACUUGAGCACUAAAGGGACUUCUGUUACAGCUGUGGAAAUUUUCUCUAUUUUAGCCUCCAGUGCUGGGUUACUUGGUAGCCUCUUUUUCCCCAAAUGCUACAUUAUUUUGUGGAAGCCUGAACUGAACAAGAAGGAGUUCUUCUUAAGGAGAAAGCACUGA
Anolis sagrei ordinatus is the source of this 2478-nucleotide messenger RNA. Its product is annotated as vomeronasal type-2 receptor 26-like. Gene Ontology annotation, cellular component: plasma membrane. Gene Ontology annotation, molecular function: G protein-coupled receptor activity. Gene Ontology annotation, biological process: G protein-coupled receptor signaling pathway. Lineage: Eukaryota; Metazoa; Chordata; Lepidosauria; Squamata; Anolidae. The record is from RefSeq and is a predicted model, not a curated record.